GAGGAGCUGGUGCGCAGCAUGCCGUUUGUGCCGGACGCGCUGGACUGGACGUGCGUUCUCUCGUCGUGCAAGGGGCGGAGGGAUCGCCGGAGAGGCGCGGUGGCGGUGGAGAAUGUUCUUCGCUUGGAUCCCAAGAACACGGCUGUCUACGUGCUGGCUUUGAAUCACAGCGUACGCGAUGGGUGAUGGAUCGAGGUCGAGAAAAGCAUGGAUGAUUGCUGGUGGCAUGCGAAGCUUUUGAGCUCAUCACUGUUCUUAGUUGGACAGGAAUCUUGGAAAAGCUGUCUAAGACCGCGUUGCCGGCUCCCAUCGUUCUCUAUAUGUUUAUAAGCUGGGAUUGGUGUUGCUCGCAAAAACACGCAAAUGGAGCUUGUGAGGAGCUCUGGAACACGGUUUUUGCUGCUGUGCGUCAUUCUUUUCUUCCGACAGGCAGCCGGGAGAACGAGAAAGUUUGAGUUUAAUGUCGCAUAUAUGAGUGUUAACAAGUUAUGCAGAGCUACGAGGAUUGUUGCUGUCAAUGGGCAGUUUCCCGGGCCUUCCAUCCGCAUCCAACAAGGCGAUAAAGUGAUAGUUCGAGUUCAUAAUAUGAUACGCAGCAACAUCACUAUUCACUGGCAUGGAGUUCAGCAGCGGCUUUCGUGUUGGCAAGACGGGCCUGCAUUUAUAACUCAGUGUCCCAUCCAAGAGAGAAACUCGUUCACGUAUCGAUUUAGAGUCGAUCAAGUCGGGACACUUUUCUGGCACGCUCAUGCAGCUUGGCUUAGAGGCACAGUUCAUGGUGCGUUUAUCAUCGAGCCUGUUACCAGAAGACCGCGGCCGUAUCCAUUUCCCCAGCCAUUUAGAGACGAGACCAUCAUCCUUGGAGAUUGGUUUGUCAACGAUCUCCUCGAAGAGGAGGAGCGAGCUAUAGUUUCUGGCGGAGCACCGGACAUGUCCAACGCUUUCAUAAUCAACGGGAAGCCUGGGCCUCUCUUUAACUGUUCGGCGACUUCUUAUUCCAAGUCAUUCACUCACGAAGAGAACACGCACAAGAUCGGCUUCAUACCAGGAGAAGCUUACCUCCUGAGAAUCAUCAAUGCUGCACUGGAACAGGACCUCUUCUUCUCAAUCGCAAAUCACACCAUGACCGUCGUCGAGAUCGACGCAUCCUACACAAAGCAUCUCACAGUCACCGAGUUUCUCAUCACCCCGGGGCAAACCGUAUCAGUUCUAGUCAAGGCAAGCCAGCACGGUGGAAGUUACUACAUGGCAGCCUCGCCUUGGAGAUCCGGUGGUGCUCUCUUCCAGCCAACAGCAGCUCUUGGCAUCAUCGAGUACAUUACUCCACACGGGAAUUUUUCGCUCAUGCCAGUUCUUCAUAACCUGCCGAACCCGGACGACAAGGCCUUGGGGCAAAAGUUCCAGAAGCUGCUGCGGAGCUUAAACUCGAAACAGUAUCCAGAACAAGUUCCUCAGUUCGCAGAUCGACGCCUGUUUCACGUCGUCAGCUUGAACGUAAAGCCUUGCUCUCCAGGCAUCAAUUGCUCGGGACCAGCAGGACUACGCCUAUCAAGCUCCAUCAACAACGUUUCUUUCGUCUCACCGAAGACUUCGUCCAUUCUAGAAGCUUAUUACAACAGGAUUCCGGGUGUCUUCACGGCCGAUUUUCCUGACAAGCCGCCGGCUCCAUACGACUACGUUGGCAAGGCUUUCGAUAUCUCUGAUCUCUUUUCGGAGACUGGAACGAGAGUGAGCGUCAUUCCUUACGGUGCCAACGUCCAGCUCGUUCUCCAGACGACCAUCAACCUUGCAAACGACAGCCAUCCAUUUCACCUCCACGGUUUUGACUUCUACAUCGUUGGCGAGGGGCACGGCAACUUUGACGGUGCUCGAGACGAGCGCAAGUUCAACCUUGUGGAUCCUCCACGCAGGAACACUGCGUUGAUUCCAAUCAAAGGCUGGAUAGCUUUAAGAUUCAAGGCUGACAAUCCAGGAACUUGGCUGUUCCAUUGCCACCUAGACGGACAUCUUACUUGGGGCCUGGAGAUGGCAUUCAUCGUUCUAAACGGUGAAGGCCCCAAGCAAACUUUGCCUUCUCCGCCAAAACAUCGACCAAAAUGCUAGUUUAUGCUCUCAAGGAUCAUUGCCGACGAUUCUUAUAUAUGCGUACACUAUGUCUUCGAUUCAGCAUUCGUAACAUCGGGUAAAAAAUCCAAACAGGUGGAAUUUCCU
Messenger RNA from Selaginella moellendorffii, 2211 nucleotides. Its product is annotated as laccase-11. Gene Ontology annotation, cellular component: apoplast. The transcript has 8 exons. Lineage: Eukaryota; Viridiplantae; Streptophyta; Lycopodiopsida; Selaginellales; Selaginellaceae. The coding region runs from base 364 to 2103 and encodes 579 amino acids. Gene Ontology annotation, molecular function: copper ion binding; hydroquinone:oxygen oxidoreductase activity. Gene Ontology annotation, biological process: lignin catabolic process. The record is from RefSeq and is a predicted model, not a curated record.